Aspergillus campestris IBT 28561 is the source of this 3708-nucleotide messenger RNA. Its product is annotated as peroxidase/cytochrome P450 family protein. The transcript is spliced from 12 exons. The record is from RefSeq and is a predicted model, not a curated record. Gene Ontology annotation, molecular function: iron ion binding; monooxygenase activity; peroxidase activity. The coding region runs from base 1 to 3339 and encodes 1112 amino acids. NCBI's taxonomy places the organism in Eukaryota, Fungi, Ascomycota, Eurotiomycetes, Eurotiales, Aspergillaceae. Gene Ontology annotation, biological process: response to oxidative stress.
AUGUUGCGGAGGUUUUCUACUCAAUUCAAGAAGUCGAAGGACUCAAAAGCCGAAGGUGAGCCGAAGCAGAAUGGCACCAAGGCCGGCAAGCGCCAGUCCAAGAUGAUGUCGUCCUCGCCGCCUCCGACGCGCAAGUCUACGGAAGAGAACUGGGAGCGCAGCAAAAGGGGCGCCAACGAGGCCACCAACCCCUUUGAAAAAUACUCCCAGGUGCUGCAUGCUUCGAAAACCCCAUUGCCCGGCCAGACUUCGGAUGGCAGCAACGAGGGUUCACCCGGGUUGAUGGCGGAUUUGAAGACCAUGGGCCUUAAGGACAUUGGCACAUUGAAGGAUAUGGUCUCAAACAUGGCCAGGGGCGAGAAAAUACCUGACAAAACUAUGCUUAUGGAGCGCAUUAUCCAGGUUGUUUCUAGUCUGCCUGCCCAUUCCAAGGCCCGGUCCGAGCUCACCAACCAAUUUUUGGAUCAACUUUGGGGGUCGCUGCCACACCCCCCUCUCUCUUAUAUGGGAGAUGAGUAUGCCUACCGUAGCGCGGACGGCUCUAACAACAACCCCACGCUUCCUUGGUUGGGUGCUGCCAACACACCCUAUGCUCGCUCCAUCCAGCCGAUGACGAUUCAGCCCGGCGGCUUGCCGGACGCUGGUCUCAUCUUCGAUUGCCUCUUCGCCCGUGAAAAGUUUAAGCCAAACCCCAACAACGUUUCCAGUUUAUUCUUCAACUGGGCUUCCCUAAUCAUCCACGAUAUCUUCCAAACUGACUACAGGGCCCCCCACAUGAAUAAGACGUCCGGAUAUUUGGAUCUUUCUAUUCUGUAUGGUGAUGUACGGAAGGAACAAGACCUUGUCCGGACCCACAAGGAUGGAAAGCUCAAGGCCGAUUCCUUCUCUGAGCCUCGUUUGCAGGCUUUCCCUGCUGCGUGCUGUGUUCUCCUGGUCAUGCUCAACCGCUUCCACAACUACGUGGUUGAGCAACUGGCGGUGGUCAAUGAAAAUGGGCGCUUUAACAAGCCCGCCGCGCACCUUUCGGAAGAAGAUGCUCAAAAGGCUUGGGCCAAGUACGAUGAAGAUCUGUUUCAGACUGGGCGACUUAUCACUUGUGGUCUUUACAUCAACAUCACCCUCUACGAUUAUCUCCGCACCAUCGUCAACCUGAACAGAGUUAAUAGCACCUGGUGCUUGGACCCCCGAGCUCAGAUGGAGGGCAAUGACACCACCCCGUCCGGACUCGGCAACCAAUGCUCCGUAGAAUUCAACCUGGCCUACCGCUGGCACUCGGCCAUCAGUGCCAACGAUGAGAAGUACACCGAGAAGAUCUACGAGGAGCUCAUGGGCAAGCCCGCUGAGGAAGUCUCUAUUCCCGAGCUGCUGAUGGGCCUCGGAAAGUAUGAGAAGGGCCUAAACCCGGACCCUUCCAAGCGCACUUUUGCCCACCUUGAGCGCCAGGAGGAUGGAACCUUCAAGGACGAGGAUCUCGUGAACAUUCUGUCUAAUGCAGUUGAGGACGUUGCCGUAGGCUCGUUCGGCGCGAAGAACGUCCCCAAAGCUCUUCGGGCUAUGGAGAUCCUCGGUAUUGAACAGGGUCGUCGCUGGAAUGUUGGCUCGCUCAACGAGUUCCGUAAGUUUUUCGACUUGAAACCCUACGAAUCAUUCGAGGAGAUCAACUCCGACCCGGAGAUCGCCGAGUCGCUCCGCAAUCUCUACGAUCAUCCCGAUUACGUCGAAUUGUACCCUGGCAUUGUUUCCGAGGAAGCAAAGCAGCCAAUGAUCCCUGGUGUCGGCAUUGCUCCCACUUACACAAUCUCUCGUGCCGUCCUCUCGGACGCUGUGGCCCUUGUCCGUGGUGACCGUCACUACACUAUUGACUACAAUCCUCGCAACUUAACCAACUGGGGCUACAACGAAUCUCGCUACGAUCUCAACAUCAAUCAAGGAUGUGUUUUCUACAAGCUCGCGAUGAGAGCCUUCCCGAACUGGUACAAGUCAGACUCCAUUUACGCUCACUACCCCAUGACCAUCCCCAGUGAGAACAGAAAGAUCAUGCAGCACUUGGACCGAGAAAAGGACUAUUCGUACGAUCGUCCCAGCUUUACGCCCCCUCAUGCUACUUUGGUGUCCUAUCCCAACGUGAAGAAAUCCUUGGAGAACCCCAAGGACUUCCGCGUUGUUUGGGGUGGCCUUACGUCGCUCACUUCCGGCGGAGGCGAUGGUGACUUUUGGAGCAAGAACCUGGACAACGACCAGUGGAGGAAAAACAUCAAGGACUUCUACGAAGCCAUCACUGUCAAGUUGUUGCAGGAUAAGACUGGCAGACUUGGUAGCAUCAAGCAGGUUGACAUAAUUCGGGAUGUCGGCAACCUGGCCCCUGUGCACUUUGCCUCCAAGCUCUUUUCGCUUCCUCUCAAGGCGGGGGAUAAUUCUCGCGGUGUCUUUACCGAGCACGAGAUGUUCAAGAUUAUGGCGGUUGUCUUCAACAGCGUCUUCUUUGACAUCGACCCGGCCAAGUCUUUCCAGCUGCAUAAAGCCGCACAAGCAGUCUCCGAGCCGCUCGGUAGUAUAAUCGAGGGCCAUGUCAAGUCAAUCAGCUCCCCUGGGUUCCUCUCGCGGUUUAUCGACAGCUUCAGCGAUGGUCACAAUGCUCUCAAGGAGUACGGUGACCAGCUGAUCAAGAAGCUGUUGGACAGCGGCCUUGAUGUCUCGGAAGUGACCUGGUCGCAUGUUUUCCCCGCUGCUGUGGCGAUGUCGCACAACCAGUCUCAGAUGUUCACCCAAAUCAUCGACUACUACCUCUCCGACGAGGGCAAGAAACACCUCCCCGAGAUCAACCGCCUAUCCAAGGACGACACCAAGGAAGCGGACGAGAAGCUGAUGCGCUACUGCUUGGAAGCCUUCCGCCUCAACGGAACCUUUGGCUCGUUCCGCGAAGCAGAGGCAGACAUGACCCUCAACGACGAGAGCGGCCCAAUCAACAUUAGAAAGGGCGAAAAGAUCUUCGUUGGCGCUGUCAAAGCCAACCGUGACCCCAACGUGUUCCCCGACCCUAGCGAAGUCCGUUUGGACCGUCCCAUGGACUCGUACAUCCAGUACGGUCUCGGCCCGCACACCGGCCUAGGCAAGGAAGCCAGCCUGCUCGCCCUGACAGCCAUGCUGCGCGUCGUCGGCCGUCUGCAGAACAUCCGCCGCGCCCCUGGCCGCCAGGGUGUCUUCAAGAAGAUCCCGCGCGAGGGCGGCUACUACCUGUAUAUGCGCGAGGACUGGGGCAGCUAUUCCCCGUUUGCGACGACCUUCAAAAUCCACUACGACGGGGAUGUCCCUGCGCCUAAGAAGAAGAUCGCUUCGUAAAAACAAAACAACAAACAAACAUGACGAGCGUUUACUCUUCUAAUUGAUGAUGAAACUGCUGGGCUAAAACUGACUGCUGCUUAUUGAGAUAUCCUGCUUGCUUAUUUACGUCGUUGGAUUAUUCAUCCUGUUUUACUUGCGCGUCUUUUGGAGAUCACCCACCCACCAGAGAGCAGAUUGGUAGUACAUCGUCGUCUUCUGGUGGUGAGUUCGUGGGUAUUGAUUGACUGAUAGUUUAAUUUAUAAUUUGGUGCUGCUUACGUGUAGUGAUAAUGGAUGAUGUAUCUGUCUUUUAUAGGAUCAUGUUUUUGUUUGCUUAAUUCAUCUUCAUUUGUUGGCCCCCGGAGAUUACCAUCUGUUCUGUAUAUU